GUGACGCUGGAGGGUGGUACAGCAGACCUGCUGGUGUAGAUUUAAUGAAUGACAGUCUGUCGAGUUCAAAUUGUUCUCUUAACCAAACUGAGUAUAUUUAAACUUAAAGAAAAAAAAAUGAAUGAGACGUUACUUACAGUAUAUUUUGACUUCGAGCGGCGUUUCGAUGAAAAAGUCGCAUUUAAAUGGUUUGAGGAAAACUGGACCACGUCCUUUGUGCUGUGUGCUCUGUACGCCGCGGUUAUUUUCCUCGGCCGGUACCUGAUGAGAGACAGACAGAAGUUGGACCUGCGUGUUCCGCUGGUGCUCUGGUCCCUCAGCCUGGCUGUGUUCAGUAUAAUAGGAACAGUGCGUACAGGAUCCUACAUGCUGGAGCUUUUCAGCACCGGCGGAUUCAGAAAGACCGUGUGUGACACGAACUUCUACAGCGCCCCCAUCAGCAAGUUCUGGGCCUACGUCUUCGUCCUCAGCAAAGUGCCGGAGCUCGGAGACACAGUGUUCAUUGUUCUGCGUAAGCAGCGUCUGAUCUUCCUGCACUGGUACCACCACAUCACGGUGCUGCUGUACUCGUGGUACACCUACAGAGAGCGAGUUGCAGGAGGCUGCUGGUUCGUCACCAUGAACUACACCGUGCACUCGCUCAUGUACAGCUACUACGCGGCGAAAGCGGCCGGCCUGCACCUCCCUCGGCCCUGCGCCAUGAUCAUCACCGCCCUCCAGACUCUACAGAUGGCUCUGGGCCUGAUGGUGCUGGCGCUCGUGUACCGCUGGCAGAACGACACGAUGUGCAGAUCCACGGACAGCAACAUCACCUGGGGCUCGCUCAUGUACCUCAGCUAUCUGCUGCUCUUCACCUCCUUCUUCUACCAGUCCUACAUGAAAGGAGGGAAGAAGGUCACGGCUGGGGAGAGAAGAGUUAAAGCUGAAUAGUGUGUGUUGGAUGGGAGUGGGUGCUGUCUUUCUGUCUGUCUCUCUAACUAACUGUCUGUCUGUCCAGGGUUUAAAUUACGGGGUCUCUGGUGUGUAUGUGUGUCAGGAAACAUACAAAGUGUUCAGUUAAGCCAGAUUUAAACUGCUGCCACAGACAAAAAUCGCACCUUGUUAACAUAAUUCUUUGUUUGUGAGUUGAGAUCGGUGGUCACGUGAAGUGAUAUUCUCACCGGGCGUUUUAGCGUCACUGAAACCAAAGUGUAAGAAAUCUUUUUUUAUGAAAAUCCCAGAGUGUGAGCGCUGCUACGACGCUCGUCGAAAAUCCAACAAAUAGGAGCACGGCACAGGAUGACGCAAAACACACACCACAUCUACAAACACGUAGUAAUACAUAGUAAUCGUAAACUAAACACACUAGUGGACAGAAAAAUUUGCCUUAUUUCCUAUGAAAAAUGUGUGUUUACGCUGAAUUCCUGAUCUCACUGACUGACGACGUAAACUACGCAGAACGUAGUAAUUUUCCUUCAUCACAGGUCUAUCGUUAGAGGAUCUUUAUCGUUUAAUCUGACAUGGAGAACACACACAGUUUUCGCACAGUCUUUUAUUGAAUUUGUCUGAAGGUCACGUCUCCUUUUUUAAAUAAAUUAGAUUUAAUCAUUAGAGAAUGAAACAUUUGAGAAUAUCCAUAUUUUAGCUCGCUGACAACAGCAGUGACAUCAUCACUGGCCUUCCAAAGGAUAAUUAGCCCUCAACUGAAAAUGUAAUAAAGCUUGAAUAAGCUUCUCUACUUUAAUUAACAAUCUAAAAUCUUGCAUCAUCUAAAAAGAUGUAAAUUUAUUCUCUGCCACAUGAGUAUGUAUGAGUUUCUAUUGGACUUUCUGUGUUUACGUUUAUUGAUUUGACGCUUAGAAACACUGCGAACCAGCAAAAUUCUAAUUAGUAAUCUACGAUUGCUUAUAAAAAUGACUAUAAAAGUGAUUCUGUAUAAAAUGCUUGAACUUAGUAAGAGGUGUAGUGUACUGUAGUGUGUCCUUUCAGUCAGACACUGCCCCCUGGUGGUGGAACUCAAACACUGCGUCUGUCUUCUCCAUGUCUAUCCGAUUCUAUCUCAUUUAUUUUUAAUGUUAACUCACUGUGGUCAGUAAAGACAAACGUCUGACUCUCACAUCAGUCGAGAUAUAUUAUUAUAAAGCUCUGAUAUAGUAUUUAAGCCAGUGUUUCCCACACAGUGUCCUGUACGUGUGGAUUCAACACCAGCGGUUUAUUGCUACUGGACUGUACUGCAGCACAAAUCAGCUCCAGAGAAGCGCACUGUCCAACUCGAGGCCUGAAAUUAACUCUUUAACUCUUACACUGUAGAUAGAAAAACAAGAUUUAACCCAUUUUAUCACCAACACGUCCAAUAACCAACAAUAACCGAAAAUAGAAUUUUAUUUAUCAGCCUGCACUCAUUUAUAUAUUCUCAGUGUAUUUCUAUGACUGUCCGUCCAUCUAUUCAUCCAUCCAUCCACCCUUGAAUCCAACAGUAUAAACAUCCAUCCAUUCAUCCAUCUAUUCAUCCUUCCACAAAUCUAACAGUGUAAACAUCCAUCCAUCCAUCCAUCCAUCUAUUCAUCCUUCCACAAAUCUAACAGGAUAAACAUCCAUCCAUCUAUUCAUCCUUCCACAAAUCUAACAGUGUAAACAUCCAUCCAUCUAUCCAUCCAUCUAUUCAUCCUUCCACAAAUCUAACAGUGUAAACAUCCAUCCAUCCAUUCAUCCAUCUAUUCAUCCUUCCACAAAUCUAACAGUGUAAACAUCCAUCCAUCCAUCCAUCCAUCCAUCCAUCUAUUCAUCCUUCCACAAAUCUAACAGUAUACCCAUCCAUCCAUCCGUCCAUCCAUGAAUCCAACAGUAUACACAUCCAUCCAUCCAUCCAUCCAUCCAUUAAUCUAACAGUAUACCCAUCCAACCAUCCAUCCACUUUUCCAUCCAUCCAUCCAUCCAUCUUUCGAUCCAUGAAUCCAACAGUAUACCCAUCCUUCUGUCCAUCCAUCCAACAGCAUCCAUCCAUCCUUCCAUCUGUCUGUCCCCCCAACCAUCUGCCUAUCCAUGUGUCUGUCAAUCCAUCCAUCCAUCCAUCUCUCCAUCCAUCCGUCAGUAUAUAGGGGAAAUUAUUUAUAAUCGCACUAUCCGGUGUCAUCCAGAUGAUAAUGGAUUCCCUGUUGAGUCUGUCUCCUCUCAAGGUUUCUUCCUCAUAUCAUCUCAGGGAGUUUUUCUUCACCACCGUCACCUCUGGCUCGCUCAUUAGGGAUAAACAUAUAAAUUUAACAUUUAUAUCCUGAAUUUAUAUAUCUCUGUAAAGCUACUUUGUGACACUAUCCAUUGUUAGAAGCGCUAUACAAAUAACACACGCUAUAUGUGUGUGUGUGUGUGUGUGUGUGUGUGUGUGUGUGUGUGUGUGUGCGCGCGCAUGCAUUUUAAUGUAAAUGUAAUCUGACAAAUGUGUCGAUUAAUGUAAAUUCUGAAUGGCUGUCUAAAGAUGCCUAAAACAGCAUUUAUACCUUUUUUAUGGUUUACAUUUAAGAAUAAACACUGCACUACCUUUAUAAAUCCA
This is a messenger RNA of Pangasianodon hypophthalmus (striped catfish), 3526 nucleotides long. Its product is annotated as elongation of very long chain fatty acids protein. The transcript is spliced from 4 exons. Lineage: Eukaryota; Metazoa; Chordata; Actinopteri; Siluriformes; Pangasiidae. Gene Ontology annotation, molecular function: fatty acid elongase activity. Gene Ontology annotation, biological process: fatty acid elongation, saturated fatty acid; fatty acid elongation, polyunsaturated fatty acid; fatty acid elongation, monounsaturated fatty acid. The record is from RefSeq and is a predicted model, not a curated record. Bases 49 to 930 code for a protein of 293 amino acids. Gene Ontology annotation, cellular component: endoplasmic reticulum membrane.